Messenger RNA from Magallana angulata, 1541 nucleotides. Its product is annotated as microfibril-associated glycoprotein 4-like. The coding region runs from base 608 to 1498 and encodes 296 amino acids. The record is from RefSeq and is a predicted model, not a curated record. NCBI's taxonomy places the organism in Eukaryota, Metazoa, Mollusca, Bivalvia, Ostreida, Ostreidae. The transcript is spliced from 9 exons.
UGUCGAUCACGCUCCUUUUUAACAGCACAACUUUGCAUGUCAUUUUUCACACGGGUUCCUUUGCAGGUGGAAGAAGUCUUCAAUUCCUGCACACUGUCUGCUGGCUCUGAUUGAAUAAUGUCGCUGUUUAUAGCAUUGAGCCGUUUCAUCCAGGGGUAUAUCACAUAUCACAUCAGGAAUUGAAACAUCGCCUUCCUAAUCGCUUCCCUUAUCUCCCGUGGAUAUACCCCUCAGUUUUAUAUCUUCGGAUUUGGCAGAUUCACAGGAACUGGAAUUCGUCACUCAUCAGCAUGUAAAGUGACACUCACGGACAAAAUGGCGGGAACCGCAACAUCAGGAGUCUCUAAAAUCAAGUUAUGUAGAUAAACAGAUAUUUCCAUUUCAAUAUCUAUGGUACACAGACAGCCGAUGACUCGGGGAAGAUAACUCAUGCAAGGAAUUUGUGCAUGCCGGGGUUUGUCAUCGUCCGUAAUUACCUGCAAUAGAACCUACACAUUUCCCUUCUCACGAAACGCAUAUCAUAUUUUAUUUUAAUGAUCUACAAAAUACAUAUAUAUAUAUUCAAAACUUCUCCUAGACAGCAAUCGUAGUAAACAACGUGAACACUAUGGUUCUGUACGGAGGAUUUUACAGUGUACUUUGUGUAUGGACCUGUUUUGUUGUCGUUGAGUCUAUUGAACCUCAUCUUAAGGUCAAAGGCAACGUGGAAUCUCUGCUUGAGUUGACCCCAUGGGACUGGAAACACCUAAACACGUCCCUCAAAGUGGAUUCCCCCGUUACUGUGGAUGUGUCCCUAACCUCUCACUACAGACUGACCGGGAAACACCUCAACAAGUUUCUCAGGCUACAAAAGCAAAGAGACUGUGCAUCCAUUCUAAAAACAAUACCCAACACAAAAGGAAGAGACGGUGUGUACACGAUAUACCCGGAUAUGAAGACCAAGAAGUUGGUGUACUGUGACAUGACCACGGACGGUGGAGGGUGGACUGUAAUUCAAAGACGAAUGGAUGGUUCUGUGAAUUUUUAUCGAUCUUGGCAGACCUACAAGGACGGAUUUGGAAAACCACAAGGAGAAUAUUGGCUAGGAAAUGAAGAUAUUCACUUGCUCACAUCAAAAACUAAGCAAGAGUUACGAGUUGACCUACAAAAGUUUUCGGGUGAAAAGGCAUACGCCAAAUAUUCCAGGUUUACUGUGGGAAGUGAGUCUGAAAAAUACAAGUUAUCUGUCGGGGGAUACAGCGGAACGGCGGGUGAUAGUCUCGCAUAUCAUAACGGUAUGAAGUUUUCUACAAGAGACCAAGACAAUGACACAUGGGGUAAACAAUGUAGCGUGGAACGUCAAGGAGCAUGGUGGUAUAAUGCAUGCGUCUAUUCUAAUCUUAAUGGACCUUAUCUAAAAUCGGCUAAAAUCACUACACUUAGUAUAAAUUGGAAAACAUUCGGAAAAGAAUACCGUGCUUUAAAGCAAGCAUCAAUGAUGAUCAGAUCCAAAAUUUAAAGUUGUGAAUGCUAUUUAUUAAAUUAAAAGCUGCAUCCUUGAA